AUGAUCCUGACUGUUCUACUCAUUCUCUCUACUUUGUUCACUGUCUUGUUAUUGUCUUUGCCCUCCCAAUGCGAUCCUUCCGACAAGAGCUGUUCCGUCCAAGUCCUGGUACUCGGUGAUAUUGGGCGGAGUCCACGUAUGCAAUAUCAUGCAUCAAGUAUUGCAAAGCAUGGAGGAACAGUACAGCUCAUCGGUUACCCGGAGUCCGAUGCCCUCCCCGAGCUUGUAGCUCAUCCAAAUGUAUCCAUUGUGCCGAUUCUACCGCCACCUAAAUGGCUUCAGACCACCAAUAAGCUGCUAUUUCUGAUAUUUGGGCCUUUGAAAGUCCUCAUUCAGACCUGGUUCCUUUGGAAGGUAUUGGGAUAUUCCACCAAAGCAUCCAAAUGGCUGGUAGUCCAGAACCCCCCCUCAAUUCCAACCCUGUUUGUGGUCUCUCUUAUUUCCUUGGUUCGAAGGACUCGGCUGGUUGUUGAUUGGCAUAACUUUGGUUAUUCCAUAUUAGCUCUGAAGCUUGGUUCUGGUCAUCCCUUGGUCGCCCUCUCCAAACGCUACGAAAAGUAUUUUGCAAAAUCAGCCACUGCCAACUUUGCUGUCACGGAUGCUAUGGCACAGCUGCUUCGAACUGAGUUUAUCAAAGGGAGCCCCGUGAUCACUCUGCACGACCGACCUGCGGACAUGUACAGACCCUUGACAGAGUCAGACCGCAUUCAAUUUCUCCAGAGAUAUCAGCUCUUAGCAAAGCACUUCAAUGACAUAGCCGAUAAGAAGGCAAGGCUUCUUGUUUCAUCAACCUCUUGGACAGCAGAUGAAGACUUUGGACUUCUUUUAGACGCACUCUGCAACUACUCCGCCUGUGCUACCUCUUCCCAUCCGCACCUGCCAGAAUUAAUUGUCGUCAUCACAGGCAAGGGACCUCAAAAGCAGCAAUAUCUCGAGAAAAUCACAAGUCUGCAAGCCGGGGACGCACUAGAAAUGGUCGACAUCUACACAGAUUUCUUGAGCUUUAAAGACUAUGCGCUUCUCCUAGGAUCCGCUGAUCUUGGUAUCUCAUUGCAUACCAGUAGUAGCGGGGUUGAUCUGCCAAUGAAAGUGGUCGACAUGUUUGGAGCCGGCCUGCCUGUUGCUGGCUGGAGUCGAUUUACAGCAUGGCCCGAAUUGGUGAAGGAAAAAGUCAACGGUCGAGGCUUCGGGAGCUCGGAUGAACUAGCCGAGGUUCUUCGUGAGCUCUUUGAUCCUGCUUCGGACCAGCUCCUUGGGCUGAAGAAGGGCGCUGAGCAAGAAAGCCAACGGCGCUGGGCAUCAGAAUGGGAUCCUGCUGCUGGCAAGCUAUUUGGACUGGUCGACUGA
Exophiala aquamarina CBS 119918 is the source of this 1347-nucleotide messenger RNA. Its product is annotated as beta-1,4-mannosyltransferase. Bases 1 to 1347 code for a protein of 448 amino acids. The transcript has 3 exons. The record is from RefSeq and is a predicted model, not a curated record. Gene Ontology annotation, molecular function: mannosyltransferase activity. Gene Ontology annotation, cellular component: endoplasmic reticulum. Lineage: Eukaryota; Fungi; Ascomycota; Eurotiomycetes; Chaetothyriales; Herpotrichiellaceae.